Molecule: messenger RNA, 863 nt
Organism: Olea europaea var. sylvestris
Lineage: Eukaryota; Viridiplantae; Streptophyta; Magnoliopsida; Lamiales; Oleaceae
Exons: 8
Coding region: 127-825 (232 amino acids)
Source: RefSeq, a predicted model, not a curated record
GGAGGAGGUGGGUUUCCAUCAUUUCUUCCCAAGGAAAUUCACAAUAUCAGAGACCCUUCAGCAAGGACCUUGGCUCAGAGAAUCCGAAGAGUUCCUGUGCAGAUUGGAUUUCCUGAAAAUUGCAUAAUGAGUAGCUGCGUGACACCGACCAUGUAUCAUGAUUCCAAUCCUGUGGUUCUUCUCCACUGUUUUGACAGUUCUUGUUUGGAAUGGAGAAGUGCAUAUCCAUUGCUCGAAAAAGCCGGUUUAGAGGCUUGGGCUAUAGAUAUUCUUGGAUGGGGUUUCUCUGACUUAGAAAGACGUCCGCCGUGUAAUGUAGCAUCUAAAAGAAACCAUCUUUAUCAGCUAUGGAAAUCACAUAUCAAAAGACCAAUGACAUUAGUUGGACCAAGUCUUGGUGCAGCAGUUGCAAUUGAUUUUGCAGUCAAUUUCCCCGAAGCUGUUGAUAGUUUGGUCUUGAUUAAUGCAAGCGUCUAUGCAAAAGGCACGGGAUAUAUGACAAAAUUACCGAAAACAAUGGCAUAUGCAAUGGUCUCUCUCUUGAAGAGCAUCCCCAUACGGUUCUAUGCAAAGCGGCUAGUUUUUGAGGGUCUUCCUUUAUCUAGGACCAUAGAUUGGAUGAAUGUUGGCCGCCUGCACUGUUUCUUACCAUGGUGGGAAGAUGCUACAGUUGAUUUUAUGCUGAGUGGGGGCUAUAAUGUUUCUGGGCAAAUAAAACAGGUAAUCGGAAAUACACUUGCCACUUCCCCAUGCUUGAUGAAGAUCACUAAUUCAUCAUAUAUAAAAGUGCAUUUUUCUUUACCUCGAAUGUUUCCCUGUGGAUAAACAAAAAGAAUUGAUAAAACUAAGGAGAAAAGUGAAAG